Exophiala bonariae is the source of this 1734-nucleotide messenger RNA. RefSeq lists its product as uncharacterized. The transcript has a single exon. The coding region runs from base 1 to 1734 and encodes 577 amino acids. Gene Ontology annotation, molecular function: alpha-1,3-mannosyltransferase activity. The record is from RefSeq and is a predicted model, not a curated record. Gene Ontology annotation, cellular component: Golgi apparatus. NCBI's taxonomy places the organism in Eukaryota, Fungi, Ascomycota, Eurotiomycetes, Chaetothyriales, Herpotrichiellaceae. Gene Ontology annotation, biological process: protein O-linked glycosylation.
AUGCCAGCAUUGAUCACAGAAGCCCAUGAUUCAACACGGCUUGCCCUAUCGAGUCACAACCCAGGCGCGAUCGAGGAUUUUGGCCUCAUUGGUCAUAAAGUCGCAGCACUCGCUGAUUUGGCUCAGAAUUAUACGAACAGUGCAAUCGAUUCCUCUGAACUUAAUCGACUUAUCACAGAGCAUUUCCCUUGGUGGAAUGAUUCCACUUUGCGAUACUUUCCUUGGAUGCGAUGGCCAUUCAAGGUUAUGAAAGAUCCGUCUACCUACCUCAAAAUGUUGCGACACAAAGUGGGCAUUGUGAUCCCUGCAGGUGAUGGUAAUGCCAGAGAAACUGCUCAUCUGAUCACAACCCUCAGGAAUGUGCACAAGUGCAAGCUGCCGAUUGAUAUCGCAUACGUUGGGGAUGGUGACAUGAGCCCGUCCAUACGAGCCUUCUUAUCAAGGCUCGGGACGAAUGUCAACUUCAUCGACCUCACACAAGUCUUCGAUAACACUCUCAUACAACUCAAAGGAUAUUCAUCCAAACCUUUUGCUAUUCUUGCCUCGCGUUACCCUCGGACCAUCCUACUCGACUCAGAUGCAGUCUUCUUCGCUAAUCCUGAUGAUAUUUUUAGCAUGUACCAGAGCUUGAAAGAGACAGGUCUGUUAUUUUUUCACGAUCGUACCGUGGAGAACGGCAAUACGCCAGUACGUCAGGAAUGGGUCGGUGCUCAAUUGAAACUAGCAGGCCGCCUGCCUUCAGCUCACCUCGCAAACAAUUCUCUUUUCUUCAGACAUCAUAUUGAUGAAGAAGCCGAUGCAGCCCUAGUCGCGGUGGACAAAUCAAAGCCUGACACUUAUAUGGCCAUGGUGUUUGCAUGUUGGAUGAAUACAAAGCAUGUUCGAGAAACUGUGACCUAUCAGAGAUUAUUUGGCGAUAAAGAUACCUACUGGCUGGCUGCUGAACUGACGGGUGUUCCAUAUGCUUUUGAGCCAUGGUCAUCAGCCAGAUUAGCACAAGAGCCCUUAAUUGACAAGGGCUUUCCGCUGGUCGCUCCAGUUGAGAACAAUCUUGCUAGGGGACCGGCAGCACAAGUGCUAGAGGGAGCCUCGAAGCCAGUCUCCCAGGCCAGUCCUACAAUAGCAGCAGAAGUGCUUUCCGAUGAGAAAGAAGCGAAGUCUAUAAAACUUCUGGCGACAGACACCUCGUCUUCAUACGACAAGAAUCAGACGACCUCACGGGUUGAAGCUCCGCAUUCCACCAAUGAGCUAAACUUCCCGCGCAGUAGCCACAAUCGAGAGUUCCACGACUCGCCAAAGCCAAUUACCCCAAAUCGACGCUGUACAACACAUAUGGUCCACCCACACCCAGAUGGUAGUGAGCCUCUGUGGGCUAAUGGUGGCCUAUGGCUAGACAAGCGUGAUCGGGGCUUGGGACUUGCGAAUUGGACACAUUGGUAUGUUGGUUCUCGAAACGAUGAAGCUCUGAAGACCUUCUGUGAGACAUCAUUACCAACUGACAGCCCGAAUUCGAAGUCAUGGCUUACGAGCGAGGAUGGAGAACAGUGGCACAACGAAGUGAUGAAUACCCAACCGCGGUGGUACAGCAAUGACUGGGGAAUGGAUGCUGAAGGGUGUCCUCAAUUUGAGGAAUGGAGGUGGCAAUCUCUAAACCAAGGUUUCAGGGACAGACUUGAGAGGAUGAUCGAGGAGGUGAGGAAGGUGGAGGCCGCUUGGGUGCUUGAGUUGGGCUAG